Rhizophagus irregularis DAOM 181602=DAOM 197198 is the source of this 573-nucleotide messenger RNA. RefSeq lists its product as uncharacterized. Lineage: Eukaryota; Fungi; Glomeromycota; Glomeromycetes; Glomerales; Glomeraceae. The record is from RefSeq and is a predicted model, not a curated record.
UACUUCUAAAUAAUAAUGCAAGAAACAAUUAAAGUACGAUUACCGGCAGAUUGCCUUCGAGAAAUAUUCGAAAAUCUUUCACAAGAAAAAAAAUCAUUAAGAACCUUUUUAUUGGUUAAUAGAUUAUGGUGUGAAACGGUAAUACCUAUAUUAUGGAGAGAUCCAUUUAAAUUAAAGAGAACGUAUAAUAGUGAUCCAGGAUUUUGGACGACAAUUACUAGAACUUUAUUAUCAUGUUUAUCAGAAGAAUCUAUUAUAUUAUUUAAACAAAAUGGAAUUUAUCCUCCAAUGAUUCCAUUAGAAGAAUGUAAACCUACAUUAUUUGAUUAUGUUGGAUAUUGUCAAAAUAUAUCAUGUCAAGAUAUAUAUGAAAUUAUACCUCAAAUAAUUGGAAAAGAAGAAAUUUUAACAAAUGUAUCAUAUUAUCAUAAAGGAAAUUUAGUAGAAAAUGAAUUAUGGAAAUUAUUUAUUACUAGAUGUUCAACAAUAAAAUAUUUAGAAUUACCAAAUAUAUCAUUACUUGAUUAUUAUAAUCAUGAUCUUAAUAAUAGAGGUUCAUGUUUAUCUCAUUUG